UUUAUUUUGAAACCCUUUAACCGGAAAUAUUUACACCGUGCAUUGUUUCAUUUCGUAGUUUCCUUGCUAAAUAUUUACGUGUGAUUCAUUCCACCUAUCUAGUAAAUUACACAUUUCUAAAAUUGUGACAGCUGUCAUAAGAGUAUUACCACAUGUUGAAAUUAGCAUUUUAACUAUAUGUUCAGAGUAGUUACCGUUACGCUUAAAGUGUUACGCUUUAAUUUGUGAUCUGCAUAUGACAACACUAUAACAUUUGACCAAGUUACAUGUAUUAAAAUUACCCGAGGAUCUCAUAAUACGUAGACUGGGCUUCUGGAGAGAAGAAAUGUCAUCAGGGAGGCGGGAGAAUAAAACAACGUUACAAAAACAACAGCUAACCAACUACAUAAGUGACAGAGGAGUGGAUGAAAAACAUGAGCUCUGAUGAAGAUGUGCCGGCUGCAUCUAAACCUUCUCAUCUCAUAGGGAAGAAAGAGAACAUCAUUAAAGCCAGGCGAGUGGUGAAGUCCAUUGGAGGAAGAGAUGUUCUGGUGAUUUACCACCAGGGCCACUUCUAUGCUAUUGAUGCCCGCUGCUAUCACUCUGGAGGUCCACUUCAGGAGGGAGAUAUAGAGGAUUUUGAUGGACGGACAUGCAUUGUGUGCCCAUGGCAUAAAUACAAAAUUACAUUAGCUGAGGGUGAGGGUCUCUAUCAGGCUGUGGACCCUACUGUGAAGCCUCUGAAACCAACCUGGUGCUCUAAAGGUAUUAAACAAAGAAUCCACACUGUGACCGAGUCUAACGGAGACCUGUUCCUCACCCUAAAUGACUGUGCAGGGGCCGUUGACUCUGAUAUCUAUCAAACCGAGAAAUACAGAGACACUUUUUUGAAAAAAGGAGUGAAGAAAACAAAUUGACCUCUUAAGAAGACACAAAAAUCUCUCUGGUCUCAGUUGAUCUGCAGGAGGAAAUUAAUGUGUUCAUCGAAUAUUGUUCUACUUUUGAAAAUCUACUAAAUCUUUACUAAAGGCUAGUCCAGCUUAUUUCUAACUGGUCUGAGCUAGUCUUACGAUCAUACAAGUUGACUGACCAUUAACCAUUUUCCAAAAAACAGCCUGACAACUUUUAACAGGUAUAACCACGUUGCUGUUUUUCAUGCACAACACUGCAUGUUUCAUUUUUCUUUUUUCACGUGAGACGUUGUUCUAAUUUGACAAUUAGUGCCCUGCAAAGAUGACUACGCAAGCAACACAUUAAUGAUAAAAAUGGAUCUGUACGUGGAAUAGAAAAUUAUAAAAGUGAUUUCCUUUCCUUAAAGUAUUUAGCACAUACAAAUGUUUAUGUGCACAUAAUAUAGUCCUGCAAAACCAAGAGCAUUGCUUAGCCCUAUAAUACACUUAAACUCAGCUACAUGUCAGUAUGAGGACUAGUCAGAUUGAAAAGCAAAUUAUGUAAAAUGAAGGCUUCACUGUUCAUAAGUGACUUUUUUUCAGUACUUUUGAGAAUUACAACCUAAUAUAUUUUUUAAAAAAGAAAAAUAAUCAAAGGUCACCAAUGGUGAUAUAAAAAACAUAAUUCAGUGAACUUU
Messenger RNA from Danio rerio (zebrafish), 1567 nucleotides. The record is from RefSeq and is a predicted model, not a curated record. NCBI's taxonomy places the organism in Eukaryota, Metazoa, Chordata, Actinopteri, Cypriniformes, Danionidae.